This is a messenger RNA of Trichechus manatus latirostris (Florida manatee), 2183 nucleotides long. RefSeq names its product zinc finger protein 787 (gene ZNF787). Gene Ontology annotation, cellular component: chromosome. Lineage: Eukaryota; Metazoa; Chordata; Mammalia; Sirenia; Trichechidae. The coding region runs from base 345 to 1232 and encodes 295 amino acids. The record is from RefSeq and is a predicted model, not a curated record. The transcript is spliced from 4 exons. Gene Ontology annotation, biological process: regulation of transcription by RNA polymerase II. Gene Ontology annotation, molecular function: chromatin insulator sequence binding.
CGGCGCGAGGCGCCAUACAGCAUGGACGGAGGCCUUGUGUCCUAGAUGCAUCCGGAAGUGGCUCCCCCAGGCACCCGCUCUGAACCAUAGAGCCAGGGAGGGAGGGGGCGGCCAGGCCAGGGUCGCCGAACUUUCCUUCCUAGAGCCGAGAGGCUGGGGUGGAGGCCGGGGUGGGGGGGAGCGGCGCGGGCGGAAGCGGCCGGGAAGGUCACUUCCGGCCUGGCCGCCCGUCCCCCUGACCCCAGGGUCUGAGUCGCCGCUGCCGCCGCUGCCACCAUCCGCGAGGGAGGAGAGAGGAGGAGGAGCGCGGCGCAGCGGCCCCGGGCCUGAGGAGGGAUCCUGACAUGGAGCUGCGGGAGGAGGCCUGGUCUCCAGGGCCGCUGGACUCUGAGGACCAGCAGAUGGCCAGCCACGAGAACCCGGUGGACAUCCUCAUCAUGGAUGAAGAGGACGUUCCCACCUGGCCCCCGACCAAGCUGUCUCCGCCCGCAACGGCGCCUCCAGCUGGCCCCCCUCCUCGGCCGCGCCCGCCCGCGCCUUACAUCUGUAACGAGUGCGGCAAGAGCUUCAGCCAUUGGUCCAAGCUGACGCGGCACCAGCGCACGCACACCGGCGAGCGGCCCAACGCCUGCGCCGACUGUGGCAAGACCUUCUCGCAGAGCUCGCACCUGGUGCAGCACCGGCGCAUCCACACGGGUGAAAAGCCGUACGCCUGCUCCGAGUGUGGCAAGCGCUUCAGCUGGAGCUCCAACCUCAUGCAGCACCAGCGCAUCCACACCGGCGAGAAGCCCUACGCUUGCCCCGAUUGCGGUCGCAGCUUCACGCAGAGCAAGAGCCUGGCUAAGCACCGGCGCUCGCACAGCGGCCUCAAGCCCUUCGUGUGCCCGCGUUGCGGCCGCGGCUUCAGCCAGCCCAAGAGCCCCUACGUGUGUCUGGAGUGCGGCAAGGGUUUCGGGCAUGGCGCGGCGCUUCUGGCGCACCAGCGCGCGCAGCACGGGGACGGGCCGGGGGCGGUGGGCGGUGAGGAACCGGCGCACAUCUGCGUGGAGUGCGGGGAGGGCUUCGUGCAGGGCGCGGCGCUGCGGAGACAUAAGCGUGUCCACGCUGUGGGCGCGCCCGCAGUCUGCAGCAGCUGCGGACAGAGCUUUUACCGCGCGGGCGGUGAGGACGAAGGCGACCAGGAGGAGGAGGACGGCGUGAGGUGCGGCGAGUGCCGUGGGGACUCCCGGUAGGGGCGGCGGCCCGGGGGCAUGGGCAGGCCCCUCGGGCUCCCCGGGCUUGGCAGCGAUCCAGAGACCCAGGGGAGACGGAUAUAGGGUGUGGCGGCCACCCCUGUGCCCCCACGCUGUCCACAUAGGCAAUGGGGACUAGGGGAGGGGGCACUCGGGCAUGUUCAUCUCUCACCUCGGACUGCGCCCACCCUCUCCAAUCCCUGCGCCUCCGCCUGGCCUACCCUCUCUCCCGGUGCUCGGCCUGGGAGCCCGAGGUCGACACCACAUGUGAGAAAACUAGAGACCAAGAGACAACAAUCCACAAGCGAGACACCAUGUGCCCUUCUACCGCCGCCGUCAGGGGUGCUGCAAGGAACGGAGAGAACCCGGCCCUUUCUGUGUGGAGGGCCCCCAGAAGGGAAGGCGGGCCCUUGUUCUCUUUUAGUCUUUCUUUUAAUCAUACCCUCCCCUGAUAUGUUUUUCUCUCCUGCGGGUCCCCUCGAUUUUUCUAGCCUGAGUCACUCCUUCACCUCCUGGGUUGGAGUAGCCGAGGAGCAAAGCAGCAGAACCUGCUCCUUCAAAUGUACCUUGCAGGGAGUGUGGUACCGUCUCUUUCCUGGCCUGGGCGUGGUGGGAGAAGGAGGGCCGGGGGCAAUAAAUGGCACUAUCCAAUUGUCCCUGCUCUGCGUGGUUCUUGAGUUUGGGAAGGGGAUAAAAGACCAGUUCCUUACCGGGAGUUCCUGCAGAAGUGACCUGUGCUGGGGUCAGGUCCAUGGAGAAAGGCGGUCUUACCUGUACCUGGUACAGACUGGGCCAUUGGGUGGCUGUGUAGCUCUUCGAAAUGUGACCCAUUGAGCCACCCACAGUGGGAUCUGGGCCGAAGAGAGGUGGCCCCAGUAUCCUGAAUUCCAGUGUGGCUGGGCCCCUAAUGUGUCCCUACUUGCAGCCCAGGGAGUCUCUUGUGGCAUAGAA